ACCCCGUUGUUUUGCAUCAAGAAAAUGCAAUGGCCGCCAUCUUCGACUCUCGUGAAUGUUUUGAUCGUAGUUUCGGACUUUGAGGCCAAUUUUACAAGUGAUAUGCAGUUAUUUGACGGAAAUUGUUUCGCUACACUAUAGGAGUUAUUGUCACGUUCACGCGCAGUCACAUGAAAUAAGGUCAGAGGCCGCAGUGGUCUCCUCGGCGUCAUCUCGGGCUUGACCCAAGAUGAUAAUAUUUACAGCAUGUCAGCUUCUCCAGACUUUGAUCCUGCUGCCCGGCAAGAUUACCGGCCGGCCACCUCCAGUGAAAAUGUGUAUGAACAUGUUAUGGAACAUAAAUUAGCAGAUAAUAUGAGUGUACCAAGCAUUAGAACUCCAGUUUUAAGGGCUCUGCCCCUUUCCCCCACUGAUGGUGACCCUGAACCUGAUUCUACUCACCCAGAAAGUAUUAUCCAGUCUGCACGCAGUAAUAUUGAUAAAGAAGUAGAGUACCACAUUACUGACAAGAGACGGGACACAGAGAUGUCUGUAGAUGCAUUAUCUGGACUUGUAAGGAUUGAGGAAGGUCUUGAUAAUGUUGGACGCAUCACUUACCCUAUUAUACAAGAAGGAGAUGACUCUGGUGAUGGCAACUAUGAAAACACAAGUGCCACUCUCAUCCAGGCUCCACUGAACACUGCAAUUGUUCAGAAUGUCGCAAAGCUGCCACAGAACUUCACUAUAAAUGUAGAUGCCACUGUAAGCAACAUUACAGCUAUUCAAAAUGUAUCACAAGAUGUUGGCAAUCAGACUCUAUGGCUGCCCACUAUUCUCACAAGCGCUGCCCCUACUGACAGCAAGAGUGAAGAGGAGAGAUCACAAUCUGGUCUAUCACAGAUCAUUAUAACCAGUGAAAGCUAUGUCAAUGAUACAAAUCAAAUGGGAAGACGGACAAAUAUAGUAACGGAAACUAGCUAUGCAAGCCGACCCAAAUCAUCAAAAGUACAAAUUUUGAGCAACAUAUCUAUCCCAAAGAACACAAGUUAUUCAUCACAGUAUAUAACCCAGGGCAAAGAUCUCGCCUCACCAGUGUACGGCACACAGAACCAUGUGUACAAGUUGAGCACUAAUGUGAUGUCACAAAAGCAUUUAAAUAAUUCAGUACUAUGCUCGAAGCCUCCAAAGAGUCAGUCUUUAAUUGGCUGCUCUACGUUGUCACCUCAAGUAAUCAGCAGCCCUAUCAAAAACGUUUCUUAUAGCCACACUUUUACGAAAAGCUCUAAUUUGAAAUCUCUGGGCAAAGUGAACAAUGGUGCUAACUUAAACGCCGUGGUCGCGGCGUCCUCGGGAAACACGCAGUGUCAUAUACUAUCGCGGGUCGUCUCAGGCCCUAAUAAGAUGUCCGUUCACUCGGGCAGAAAAUCUCUAAAUACUUUGAAACAGGCAAAAAAUUCCGGCCAGCUCUCGGGACAGAAGAAUCAAUCGAGAGCUAUCAAAAUAAUACAGCAGGCAGGCACUGCGCAUAAAUCAGAGUCCAAGGCCUGGCCUGUCGCUAGUGUGGCUACAUAUAAGAACCAGCAGCCGAUAUAUGGUGUAGUGGAUUCAAACACAUCUAAGAUCAUACAGAAAGUGGGUAGUCCGACACAUAAGAGUCAUCAUCAGAUUCAAAAGUUGCCUUCUAAAGGUGAGAGGUUGGUUCUCCAAUCGCCUUGUGGGCCCGUGCUUAUAUCCACAGCGCCUAUAAGCACAAGUAUGCCGCGCGGGCCUCACUACGUCCAGUCUGGUGCCACGCCCAACUUGAGAUACGUACAGACCUACACUCCAACAGACAAUCAGCUCUCUACUGUAUCUCAAGUGUCAGCAAACCAGCAGCUGACUGCUCAGAUAUUGCAAUCGCUAGCGCAGCCCAAGCUGAUGUUGCAUCCCAGUGCAAAUUCUCCACUGAUACCACCUCCUCAACCUGUGGAGGAACAUAUGGAGCCAAAACCGAUUAAUCAAAGGAGGAUUGUGUUCGGUGACAAGUCGACACGUUUAACUGCGGACGAUAUAAUCGGCAGCGAGGAGCGCCCGAAUCUAUCGGAAGAACUACAGCGGUAUACCUUCCACGACCUGGCACUCGUGAUGUUGGACCAUACAUACGCGCAGCCCGUGCAGAAGCAGCCCGCGCCCGCGCCGCCGCCCGCCCCCGCCCCCGCCCCCGCGCCCGUCUAUGCGCCGCCGCUCCCGCUCCCGCCCGCGCCCGCCGUCGCGUCCCCUCCGCCGGGGCCGACGCCUCCGAGCCCGUUGAAGAGGCACUCGCCCGUCAUCAUGUCGACCGUGCCUUACGAACCGGCCGCACCCCUGGUAGCACCAAUCCCCGCCGCUCCACCCCUGCCCCUGAGUACUCUGAGUUACAAGCCUACCCCGAUACAAGAGGACGACACCGCGUCCGUCAUCUCGUCGAUCGACGGCGACCGUCGUCCCGCCGCCGGCGGCAGCGACACUGAAACCGCACCGGAAGCCGAGGAGGAAGGAAAAACUCGAUGCGUCUGCGAGUUUACACACGACGACGGAUACAUGAUCUGCUGCGACCGCUGCGGCGAAUGGCAGCACGUUGACUGCAUGGGCAUCGACCGGAACAACAUCCCUGAUGCCUACAUGUGUGAACUGUGCCAACCUCGAGCUGUUGACCGAAGGCAUGCGCGAGCGAUCCAGCUACGAAAGCGAGAGGAACUCAACGCGCUCGGCGCUUCCGAUACGGACUCUUCAGAAACCACCAGGGUGCCCGGAGGGCGCCGCAAGCGACUCCUCACCGUCACCACUUACACUGACACCAGUGGGUCUUGUGUCACUACGUAUAAUACGGCCUCCCCUGCCGUGCCUACCUUACCACCGCUACCCCCGAUGCCGCAACCGACUCUCACUCUACCCAAACGCGGCCCUAAGCGCCCUAAGAAGGCAGAAGUUGUCAGAAAAGGCACCAAGAGAAAACUUACAGAAAAGAGAGUCAAACGCAAGAAGGAGAUGAUGAUGAACCGAAGCAAGUUCGCCACGAGCGUAACCAGCCAAUCACAUUGGGGUGAAUCGUUUGAGCAAGCGAUGACUAAUCAUUACAGCCCUGAACUGAGGGCGAAAAUAAUGAAAUACAGCAGUAAACUAGGCAACACGACGAACACGUCAUCCGCUAUUACGGCGCAUUUGUGUACCACUGUGCCCCACGCGGGCGGCAAAAUCCUUAUUGCGACAAAGGACUUGAAAGAAAACACGCCAGUCAUAGAGCUUAGAGGGAAAUAUAUGUUGUCGAACCAGCACAGGCCGCAGUUACAAAAUUCAGCGCGUGCGGGCAGCCAGAAACCUGGGCCUUUCGUCUUCUUCUACAGACUGCCUAAGGAUAACACGCAAAUCUGUAUCGAUACAAGAACGUAUGGCAACGAGGCGAGAUUCGUAAGGAGAUCUUGCAAACCCAACGCCGAGCUCCAACACUGCAUAAUCAAAGGCGCGCUACAUGUUUACUUAUACACUGUUGGAACAAUCCCCUCGAAUACAGAAAUAACAGUCGGGCACGACACUAACGGCAGCAAGCAGCCGUGCGCCUGCGGAAACCCUAAACACUGCAAGGUCAACGGUUUAACUUCUUCACUAGUUGCGAGGAAAACCAUGGAAUACCCUCCAAGAGAAAAGAGGAGUAGGAAUAGGUGUUCCAGCUCAUCUUCCCCUGCGUCGCCACCGCUGGCACCCGUCCUAGCUUCCCCGGCUAAAGAAUACCCUUGCCCAGUAACACCCGUCAAAAUAGAAAAGAAAUCACCCCUCAAAUACGAAUACUCUCCAAUGUCUCCCGUAAAAAAUGCCAUCAUGGCCCUCGACUUUGACCAGCCAAUGAAAACAGAGACCCCAGAAGAUAUCAAACCAGAAAUGGAUUUAACGGCCAAAGAGGAGAUGAAACCGGAAAUAGACGAGCCAGAUUACGUGAAAAUGGAAACUGAGGAGGAGAAACCAGCAGAACCGGUCCCAGAUCCUGAGCCUCAACCUGAACCGGAACCGAUUAAAGCAGAACCGGAACCAAUCAAAGAGGAAGUACAACCUCAAAAAGAAGAAGCUAAGGCAGAACCUGAACCUGAAGAAGAAAUACCCGUAAAACAAGAGGUGCUAAAAGAAGAAAUAAAAGAAAUUAAAGAGGAAAUAAAAGAAGAGCCUAAAGAAGUUAAACAAGAGAGUCCAAAGAAAGAGUCGCCUAAAAUGGAAGAAAGGGAGCGUAGGACAAGACGAGAUGGUUUAGAAGAUGAAAGACCAGCUACACGGGAAUAUACAGCCAAAUCGGCAUGCCACGAUCGAUCGUCCAGGUCUAGUAGGAACACUUGUACGAACCAGGACUCUUUGGAUGAUAAAACUGAUGAUUCGCAGGACAAACUGCCAACCAAUAAGGAGAAGGAUAAGAAGAAAAUGACUCGUGAGGAGCGUAAAAUGGAAGCGAUCAUGAAGGCGUUCGAACGCAUGGAGAAAGCAGAACAACGUAAACAAGAGGUGAAAGAACGGCAAAAACGGAGGGAAUCCGAUCCUCACCCAAAUGCGGUGGACAAGGAUGACGAUGAUGACUUUCAGUGCAGCUCGAAAAAGAGGAAGAAACGCAAAGGCCGAGCCCGCACAACUUCCCAAUCCAACCGGCGGCGACUGAACUCGGCCGACAGCGACCUGGUGACGUCGGGCGACGAGCCGCGCACGCCGCCGCGACCGCCGCGCAGGGACAGCGCGCCGCACAACAACGAGGCCGACAGGAACAACGAUGGGAUCAAUGAAGAUCUUGGCCUAAGCUCAGCAUGUUUACUAGUAGAAGCCGCCGUCGGUUCAGUGGAAUCCGCCUUUAAACUGCCUAAAACUAAGAAAACUAUGGCCACGGAAUGGAUCGGUCGCUCGCCCGAGCGGACGCCGUCGCCCUACAGGUCUCCAUACCGACCGCCUUUGAUGUCCGCCACAUCUCUAGAGAGCCUCGUGAGAGUUGCCUCGACGAUGAUUGGCGAUUUAAGUGGUGCCCCUGAUUUCCACGAGGAAGAUGCGACAUCCCCACCCAGAACCCCCGGCCGGGAUCGAAGCAGACCCCCGAAGAAGGCUAGAAGGAUUACUCGGAGCACCCCUCCGACUGAAAUCGUAGAAACGACGCCUACUGUGAUACCCCAGCAUAGUGCUAAGAAACGGUGGCUGAGACAGGCCAUCAGUGAAGAAAGCGACUCUCCUAAUGCGGAUGCGUUUGUUGCAGAAUCUCCGCCCAACGAAAUAGUGACGCCAUUGAAGAAGCGACGGUUAGCGAGAGAAUCGCUAUCUUGCGAACCUAAUAAUAUUGUGCCUUGUCACGAUGAGACGUCACCCAAUUUAACGUCCGAGGACUCCCCGGUGAAGGACGACGGCGCCGGCGGUGUGAUCCGGCAGUACAACGUGCGCGGCAUCAUGGAGGGCGUGUACGGCCGCGACCGCGACCGCACGCGCUCCGACAGCGGUCAGGGCUCCGACGACCAGUGCCAUCCCGACCACGACGUGCUCAACGUCAACAUGGCCACCACCGACACCGAGCACAUCCGCCGCAUCAUCGGCGUGCCCACCCCCGAGGACGAGCUGCCUCCGCCGGCCAAGCCCGACUUCACCACCACCACCAACAACAACAACGUCGAACCCGACGACCCCAACUACGACAAGGUCCUCCCUAUGGACAUCGACACCACCGUCACCCCCCAACCCAAAUUAGAGAGUAGUGAACCCACCAAUUGUGAUAUCAAAGGUUUGGACCUGCUCAAUGAUAAGCAGAACAGUUCCCGAUCCGCAGAUACUAGUGGAAACUCGUCGCCUCAGCGCGACGAGAUGGACGACAUUCAGAAGAAGAUACACUCCUUCCACACCGAAAACAUUCUCAUCCUCAAGAGCAGGAACAAGAAACCUCCAAAAGAAAAGCGGAAGAAGGUCAAUCUGAACUUCGAUCUCAACAUGGUGGACGACCAAAUCAGUAUUCAAUUGCGCACAGAGAAGGAGAGUUCGAAGUCGCCAGAGAUUAAUGGUGACAUUCACGACGAUAUCAGCAAUUCAGCGUUACCGGCGCCCGAAAACAUACCUUUGCCUGACGAUCCGGGCCCGAUUCCUCCUCUAGAAGCGAUACCGUUACCGGAGGAGCCGAUGCGGCCUAUAAAGAAGCAAUAUACCGGAAACAUGAAGAACUCCAAACUGGUGAUUAAUGGAGUUACGCACGACUCAUACACGAUCGGGGACUCGAUGGCUCUGCCGGCGCCAGAGAACAUCCCCCUGCCGGAAGACCAGGGCCCGCUAUCUGUGAUACCGCCGCUGGAGACGAUUCCUCUGCCCGAGGAGCCGCGGCGGCCGCUAAAGGCCCGAGUCAAGCUGAUGAUGGAAAAAGAGGAGAAGGAAGCGUUAUCCAACGAUACAGACUCAAAGUCGUCCGAAAUCAACGGGGAGAUGCACUCCGAAGUGGAAUCUAUCCCUUUGCCGGACGACAUCCCUUCACUAGAGGCUAUCCCUCUGCCGGAGGAACCGAUGGAACCCAUGCGAGUGCCCGCGUCCCCCGCGAUCAAACCUGAAGAAAAAUCGUUACCGGUGAAAGAUAAACCCUCAGUUCUGGAGAGCCCGCUCCCCUUCUCGUCGAGGUUCAGCUCGACCGGACUGUUCUCGGGGAUCUUCAGCAACUUCUCGCAACCCUACGAAGUGCCGGCGUCCGCGGACCCGGUGCCGUCUAUAAUAAAAAGUGCAAUAGAUAGGACUACAAGUUUAGACAAUAGUAUAUUCGACAAAGAUAGUAUUACGGGUGUGGACGAACUGAAGAGCGUGCAGGAGAUAUUGACUCGCGUGAGCAACAUGGACUCGAAUAACAGUGUGCUGCUGUCGGGGGUGCUGCAGGGCUCCGGGUCGGGCGAGGCGGGCGCGGCGCUGCACGGGCUGCCGGGCCCGGCCAAGCCCUUCGGCGCGCGCGCCUCCGACCCGCGCCUCAACCCGCCGCCGCAGGACAAGCCCAAACCGGUCAGAAGGAAGCUCUCUAUCACCGAAUACCGCAAGCGGCACCGAGGGGCGCUCAACGAGGAGUCGCACCCGUCGGAGGGCGAGGCGCACGGGCCGGAAUGGUCGUCGGAGUCGUCGGGCGCGUCGGGCGCGGGCUCGCUGUCGCCGCAGCGGCUGGACGCGGCCGCCGCCGCCGCCGCCGAUGACCUGGAGCAGAGGCUGCAUCGGGAGCUCGCUAAUACGCAUUUGCCUAAAGUCGCACCUUCGGACAGCGGAGCGCUUACAGGAGUGUUCGACGCACAGCCGACGGCGUCCGAGCGGCAACGGGAGAACCUCAGCUCGCGGCUGCGGCGCGAGUUCGGCCUCGCCCUGCCCGAGGACGAGCGAAACGAGCCCCCCACAGAGGGCGCGGCAGUCGUUCCUUUGCGGCGCUGCGACAGAUAGGCCGUAAGACAUAUAUUUUUGUAAAUCUCACGGCGCAGGGCGCCGCUGUAUAGCUAAGUUAACGUACGUUUUGUAACGCGGGAGCGCCCGAGCGCUCAAACUGUAUAUUUCCGUUUCACUUCAGUGUUUUUUUUUUCACGGUUUUUCUGCAAGUACAAAUUGUUUUUAUUUCCCUUUGUAAAUAUUGUACAUAGGAGAUGAAUUAAGAUAGGAUGUAGUGGUACAUAUGUAUAAUGGUAUAUUUUUUUUAUGUAUGUAUAAUGUUUAUGUAUGUCGGAUAUAUUUAUUUAUUAGAAGGAUCGUCUAUAGAAGGAUUGCUAGGAUUUUUGUACGCAUAAUGUUUAAGUAAAUUAUAGUUGUUUUUAUUAUUUUACUUUUUUAGCGUGUAUAGAGCUAUGCGGGCUCCUCCUAAGUGUAGGUCUCGUUAGGGUAGCGUUUCCGGUGUAACGGUUGGUUUGGAUACCAAUUUCGUGUUAGCCAUUAUUAGAGGUUUAAUCUGUGUUAUAAUUUAAGUGAGCGCUUUGUUACUGCAUAGAUAAUGGCGGCUGCGGAAGCACUUUCAGCCUAUCAUUCGUGUGCGAGGGACUGCCUAUACAAGCUAUUAAUAUGAGAUAGUAAAAAUCGAAAUCGAACUGAACACGUCACACUAAUUUGUACAAGCAAGGACAAGAAUGUUACGUAAAUGUUACGUCCCUAAUCAUCUUUCAAGAAGCGUCUUUGGCAUGGAUGCAGUCCCAUAUAAAUAUUGUUUGGCGUUUUGAGCUCGACUUGUAACGCCAUCUGGUGGCUCACUGAGAAAGAUCUAUCCUUAACUCAAAUGGUUGGUGAAAAGUUAAAAUGGUUGACUACUUGUUUAAGGUUAUGUGCGACUGUAUAAUAAGUAAGUAAUAAAUUAACCAUCCGAGUUAUUGUACAAGUUGUAUGACAUGACAUGUUCCAUUUUGGUCUCAGCGUCCCAUAAUCAAGGUACUGGGCAUUUUUAGUCCCGCAUCACAAAGUCGAAACGGCUAGCUCCGAUCCACACACGCACGUUAUCGUUGGAAAUUAUUGCAAACGGCAAAAUAGUCAACAUGUGUAGCAACAAGCUUCAUUUUGACAAUGGUUGACUGGUAAACAAUGACUUUAAGUCCGCCAUUUGUAGAGAUAAAUGCAUCCCCUCAUAUAAGUUUGUAUUUGCGGGGAUCACUUUCAUUAGCUAGUAAAAUUACUGACUAGUUUUAGCAAAAUUUAUCUCGAAACGCACAUACUAGUCUAGCACAGUUUUGUAGCAAAUUUUGUUAAUUCAGUAUGCAGGUAUUUUUGCCCCACAUAAGGUGGAGUAGAAAAUGUUUUAACUUGUAUUGCAUUUAGCAAAGCUAUUAAUAAUUAUUAUAAAUGCGAAAGUAACACCGUGCCUGUAUCUCUGUUACUUAUUUACUAUGAAACCAAUUUUGAAGCAAAUAUGGGAUUCUCAAGUCUUCCGUUAGUGGGGAAUUGGGGAUGGAAGUAGGCGCUACUUAUUUUAGGAAACACCUCACUCUCCUAGGAGGUGGGAGGGCUAAUAACAAACCGAAUCCCACAAGGGCAGAGACGCGAGCACAGCUAGUAUAAUAUAAGCAUUCCUUGAUUGGUAUUUGGCUAUUUUUAGGCUAUUUAAAUUUGGAGCUUUAUUAUAGAUACUAGCAAAUAUAUUGCGUUCAAAAGUUAGCUCUAAAUUGUUAAAUCAUGUCACAUAUUGAAAUUUACACGUAUAGGCUCACUUGUUUCGACAAAAAAAGCCGUACUGCAAUGAUUUGCUUCUAUAACUUCAUAAGAAACUAUGCCUUUACUGCCAUAUUCAGAGAAUCGUAUGGCAUACACUGAUCAGUGAAUUUUAGCACUUAUUGUACACAAAACAAGGUGCAUACACGCAGUGAGUUAGAUUUAACAAUAGCUAGUAAAUAGAAGUUAUUCGUCUCAUCGAAGCGAUCGUAUAGUGGCUGAAUUAUAAAAGAGAGACAUACUUAAAUAGAGUGCUGAAGUGAAAAAAUCUUGCUGACAAAAUAGGAUUUUUGUAGUAUUUUUUACAAAAACUAGCCAAUAUAUUAGAAAAUCAUAGGCGGAAGGAGCCUUGUAAAAUUGAAUAUAAGUAAGGCUUUAAUUUAUUUGAUUACGUCUACAGUUUAUUUGAUUAAUUUGUUUAACGAAACUUACCCGUAACUUUACACAAUAAAAUCAAAUAAAUUGAAUGAAAGAUGAAUGAUGAUUGAUGAAUUGAAGUUAUACUUUUUAAUAUAUCCGCGUGAAAAAACCGUCUAGUCUAGUGGGAUGCUGUUUUGACAGCACGUUUUUGGGUUUAUUUCAGCAAUCUAUUUUAAAAUAAUUUUAACAAAACAAUUUCACAUCCAACUGCAACCCCCGUAAGUACCAUGUCUAUACAACAUGAUGUUUUUAUCUUCGUGCAAUUAGGAGCUCUGUAAAUAUUUUAUUGAGUGGUAAAAUAGCCAAUUAUAGACUCUAUAGAUACAAUUUUAAUUAAAUAAGCCGUGAUUUCACAAUGAUUUUGUAGGUCUGUAGGAUAAUCGGUAAAAAUUUCAUGUUGUAUAUUAAGAUUUGGAAGCGGGCAUAGUUUUCGUGUUUCGAUCAUAAUCAACGUUGAGGUACAAAUAUAAUAAAAACGACAGAAGGAGAAUAGUUAUUUUUCUCCGUCUUUAUGCAUGUUACAGACGUCAUAUCAGUACGGUCUUGUAACGUCAAACGUGUAGUAUUGUUCGUUUGUCAUAACGCUACAACCAGCAUUGAGAUACUUGUAAUUUAUUUGCUAGAAUUAUGUUUAACAACAGAUGUUACAUCGAAAGCCAUUACAAUUCUGCCGACGUACGCUGUGCAAAUUUUACUAUAAAUACUUACCCAUAUUGACCUUAGUAUAUGGGAGACAGACUAGGUCUCUGAAAACAUAUAAAAACUCAAAAAUGUGCGUUUUCCCAGAGAUAAGACCUCGUUAGAUCGAUUGUUCGCCCCCGAAAACCCCCAUAUAGCAAAUUUCAUCGAAAUCGUUAAAGCCGUUCCCGAAAUAUAUAUGUAUAUUUACAUAGAAUUGCUCGUUUUAAUAAGAAAGGUCGUAACCAAAACUAUGAUCAUGCUUCCCCAAACUCUAUAAGUCACGCAGCUACAGUUUAGAAGCCGAUUACAUAUUACCGAUGUCUCUGGCUAUAAGAAGACAGACAUAUCUGGUUUUACUUUAAGUCCAAUCUAUUAUCAAACUACCUAUUAUCAAGCUGUUAAGGUACAAUUGUCAACUUAAAUAAUAAUAAACAAAUAAACAAACCGAAGAAGGGGUUUUACGACUCCCAACAGAGGCUUAAGAACAGCAAAAUAUAAAGUUUAUGCAAAAUAUAGUUAUGCUUUCUAUGUAUAUCGUAUGUAAUUAAUCUGUUCUAAACUAUGGCUGCGAGAUCAUCACUAUUCUUACAUACAUACACUAUACAAUAAUCGCGAUGACAACGAGUAAAUGUUGUGCGACACUAAACCCAAUGAAUUAGUGAACCUAUACAUUUGCAAAAUAUUUUAUUCGUUAAUAGGCUAAAAGCUAAAACGUUGCAUUUACACAUAACACAGUUAAAACACUUAGUGUAAGGGCUGAGUGGACGCUUGAGUUGAGCGUGCGUUGGGGCGGGGCGUGCGGCGUGCAUGUUAAACAAAUGCAAACGUAUAGGAGCGGCCUUACGAGUAGUGCGCGCAGGGGACCGUUUAUCAAAAGCUUGUAGCUUGUAAUACAAGUGGAAGUCCCUUUCUAACAAAAGCUGUCAAAAAGGACUUCCGCUUGUAUUACAAGCUACAAGCUUUUGAUAAACGGGCCCCUGCUCACAUCACUUGUGAGCCAGACGGGCCGACGCCACGCUGCACGCCCCACCGAACGCUCCGCUUUGAGCGUCCACUCAGGCCUUACACUUUAAUUAUAAAGCUGUAAAAAAAUAGGCAGAAACAACGUGAUUCUUUUAUUAUUUCUUUAUUUACUGUCUUCGAAAAUAUGCAUUUAAAAAUCUCGUAAGCCCAUUGCGGACUCGGUGGAAAUAGCAAAAACUGGUAGCCAUUGCCCUACAACGCACUAUCAGAAGAAAGAUCUGGUAACGCCAUCAUAGCAGAUUUCACCCCCAUUGAUUUCAUUGUAACAUAGUAUUAUGAAAUUAGAUUUAUUGAUGAUUUGUGGCCUAAUAAACGUACGAUAGACGAGCCAACGAGAGAUGAGGUUGCAAAUUAGUUAAGUUUACGUAGUGGCACAGGUGGUACGACCAAUAUGCUACAAAUACAUAAACUAAAUCUUUCGGUUCUAAAUCUUAACGGAUUUUAUUUUCAAUAAUUUUUUAGCGUUUUCACUUGUGAUCCUGUUCGGAUACGGCUGAACUUAUUUACUUCUUCGCAUCGAAGCAACAAAAAUCGUACCUACCCCACAUGUCUUAUGUAUUACGUAUUUAGAGUUAUGUUACUUCCUAGGAGUUAAACUCUCUUCAGUCGUUUUGUGUUUACAAUAAAACAGAUACAUUUCAUAAAAAUGGUUAUAAAGCAGUUGUUCUUACCGCCUAAGCCAGUGUAAUGUAGCAGCUACGUGUAAGCUCCCAGUCGUGCGACUCCAUCCCUCACAGUUGCUCAAUGAAAAAUCGUCUGCUUUUCGUGUUCGAUAUACUUGAGAUUUUUGUAUCCCCCUAUUCCCCCUAAUCUGAAUGUUAGAGUAGUACGCGUUCCUGAUAGGCAGACUAGAUACGAACGUGAAUUGAAUUUUAUCUUUAUUUAGGCCAGUGCUAGGAUUCAGGUGGUUGCUAAUGUUACUAUUAGUCCCCAUUUCGCCGGUAAAUACCGGUAAACAUUAUCAGUGAAUAUCGGUAAAUACCGGUAAACUUUUUUUAGCAUAAAGAGAAGCGGGGAUGAAUAGGAUUAGCCAAUGAUUUCUCACAAAUACAGCAUUUAUAGAUGACUGUCUAGUCUGUGCGCUUCCAGUGUUAUAUUUAAGCAUAUUAGUUAUUUCGUUUCGUAUAUUUAGUACACUACAAUAUUCAUCACAUUUUCUCGUGUCAUAAUAGGUUGGAUAACCAUAUUGGUUUAUGUAUUUGCUUGUUUGUAUCACAUAUGAUAUGUUCUUAAAUAUGUAUGUCCAAGUUCUCAAUAAGAGUUCAUUAGAGCAACAUGUUAUAUUUUACUUUAUGAAAAAUAGUUACGUAUAAUUAUGGCAAGCAUGUAUCUGAAAGCGCACGGCCAUAGACAACAGUUCAACAGUAAGAGCUGUGAGUUGUGUUACUCUUUGAUUUUAAAGACAGUGCAACACCCGGUACACGAACGCUAUGCUAUCACGCAGAAACUUAUUUAAUUUUAGCUUACAUAAAUUAGGGUAAAUGCAUUUAUUGUACUACUGUACUACUUUUUGACAGAAUUUAAUAUCCUGGUGGUGCCAAUAAAUGGAUUCUAUCCCCCUAUUCUGUCUCGUUACACCAGUCCAUUUCAGGACUAGUUUUUAAACAUUUAAAGCUUAAUUUAAGCAGUUUAAUUUUAUUGCCAGUUCUCGUGGGCGACGCUAAGACGCAACGGAAAUAGUUUGUUAAAUUUUACUUUUUAUUUAUUUUCUUUUUUAUUUACCUUCGCAAAUUGCCUGUAUAGUGUUUCACUGGCUACUUAAUACUGCAAUUCAGUUUUAAUGCAUAAUUAUAUCUAAGUCGUUAUGUUGCAAUAUUUCACCUAAUGGUUACAAAUAUACAAUAUUUUAGCAGCUUUCAAUAAUUCGUAAAUAAAAUUUGAUUUUAAUGCUUUAUAAUUUGUUUUGUAUACGAAUUAUAGCUUUUUUUUAUAUGUUUUGUGAUACAAUCAAUUUUAGAUCAAUAAUCUAAAUAGGUAAAUUGUCCCUAGAUAAAAUGAGCUUGUAAAUAUUUCGAUCUGGUUGUUUAUUAGACUACAGCAUACUGCUUAUUGUGGCCGACUGUUGAAGUGAAAUAACCACCAGUUUUUUUAGUGGAAAGUAAAUGAAAAUGGUUAUUUUACAAUGUGGUUGAAAUUAUUUGAGCUGAACGUUCAAAUCUACGUUCCAGGGGCCUAGUUAAGACGACAAUCUCAUUUGGCGUUUGUCGACGAAAAGUCACGUGACUUUUUUAUACAUUUAAGUUUUGUUAUGGCGUUUUCUAUUCGUGAAUGUCUAUGUCAUCUUGGGAUAGGCCCUCUGGUUAGUUAAAAACAUAUUUCUAAUUAUAAUAACAGUUGUAACAAAUAAUUUCAACUACCUUCACACGUCCUAACUGUGAACUGUCACUUGUGAAGUGAUUUUAUCAGUAUUGUGCGAGACGGUGGUGUUGUAACAUAAGAGGCCGUCCGCCGUGGACCGUCGCAUAAUCAACACGUAGAGUUUUUAGAUACGUUUGUGAUAAUCACAGAAGCUAUCAUCUGUAGAGCGUUUAUGUACAUAGUAGCGGGUAAUAUGUAAGUGAAAAGCUAUAUUUUGUUAUUGUAAAACGAAAUGCGCCCUCUAGUUUGCCAUACCGCAAUCCUUUCGUGCUCCCGGCCCGUAUCGUUUCUGUGACGUGUUACGAUUAACCAGUGUUGGCCGAAACGUUAAUGCAAUUAACCAGUACAAAUUAAACCGUAAACUGUAACCGUCCGUUACGGUUUACGGUUCAAUUUGUACUGGUUAAUCGUUAAUUGCAAUUAACGUUCGGCCAACACUGCGAUUAACUAUGGAAUAUUUUGCAAUAUAUUAAUAUAAUUUUUUUAUUCACUAAGUGAUCAUAAAAUAGAGCUGUAUAUUAUCCAGAUGUUAAAUAUUAUUAUUUCUUUCUUAAUGUUUGAACUAAGCAUGUAAAAUUUAAAAUAAUAAUAUAGAAUAAAAGAUGUUAUGAUAAUUAAUUACAUAAAAUCUUCGUUUGAA
This is a messenger RNA of Cydia strobilella, 14257 nucleotides long. RefSeq lists its product as uncharacterized. The record is from RefSeq and is a predicted model, not a curated record. Lineage: Eukaryota; Metazoa; Arthropoda; Insecta; Lepidoptera; Tortricidae. The transcript has 13 exons. Bases 247 to 7395 code for a protein of 2382 amino acids. Gene Ontology annotation, cellular component: Set3 complex; Rpd3L-Expanded complex. Gene Ontology annotation, biological process: regulation of DNA-templated transcription.